AUGCUUUCUCUUCAAUUACUUGUGCUAUUCCUAUCCAAACUUUUUCUGCUUCAAUCUACUUUUGCAAUUGAUUUUGCCUUCAAUGGUUUCAAUUCUUCUGAUAUCUUGCUCUAUGGCAAUGCAACAAUAGAUUCUGGUGUUCUUUCUCUUACUGAAAAUAGCACCUAUUCAAUUGGUAGAGCUCUCUACAGUGCCAAGGUACCCACAAGGUAUCCAAACUCCUUAAACCUUCUGCCUUUCACAACCUCUUUCACCUUUUCUAUAUCUCCAAACAAGGAUCUUCUCGGGGGCCAUGGAUUCGUCCUCAUUUUUGUCCCUGCUCCUGGUAUCCAAGGUGCCUCUGCAGCGCAGUAUCUUGGCUUCUUGAACAAUACAAACGAUGGUAAUCCUAGCAACCAUGCUUUUGGUAUCGAAUUUGAUGUGUUCCAAGACAAAAAAUACGGCGAUAUUGACAAUAAUCAUGUUGGUGUUGACGUCAAUUCUCUAACUUCUCUGGCUUCUUACAAAGCCGGAUACUGGUUUGCCGAUGACACGAAGGAGGACAGUAACAACACUAAUUGGUCUUUCAAGGAACUAGAGCUGAACGAUGGAGCCAAUUACCAAGCAUGGAUUGAAUUCUGGAACAACCAGCUCAGCAUCACAUUGGCUCCAGAAAACAUAAAAAAGCCAGGGAGACCUUUGAUUAUGGUUCCUCUUGAUCUCUCUGAUGUUUUCCUUGAUGAAAUGUACGUGGGGCUCACUGCAUCAACCGGAGCAAACAUGGUAAAUCAUAAAAUUUUGAGUUGGAGCUUCAGUAAUUGA
Messenger RNA from Rosa rugosa (rugosa rose), 801 nucleotides. Its product is annotated as L-type lectin-domain containing receptor kinase VII.1-like. The transcript has a single exon. The record is from RefSeq and is a predicted model, not a curated record. Bases 1 to 801 code for a protein of 266 amino acids. NCBI's taxonomy places the organism in Eukaryota, Viridiplantae, Streptophyta, Magnoliopsida, Rosales, Rosaceae. Gene Ontology annotation, molecular function: carbohydrate binding.